AUGCCAACAUUGAGGAAAUCCAACUACUACAAUCAGCCGAAGCCAUCGGUGCAAGAGAUUAAAUUAAGCACUCACAGCACUAAAUCUAAUACGAGUGUUCGAGAAGAACUUGUGAAAAAACGUUCAACAACCACUAAACCCUCGACACGUGCAACUAAAUCUCCGUACGAAGUAUGUGAUUCCACACAGAAUUUACUCAAGGAUAGAUCAGACAUCAGGACUGCGGAUAAACGCGCAGACAAAACCAAACCAUACAUUCAUGUACCGAUUAUUCAACUGCGUUUGUCAGAAGAAGAAUCCCAAACCUCCACACCACCACCGAAACAACGAGGCUACGAUUUUACCAGCUCGACCAACUCACAUUUUGAUGGUUGGCUGGUAGCGGCACCGAAGAAAUUCAAACGCACCUGUUCGAGCACGCCAACUUCGUCGAAGCGUAAAAGCAGCUCGCUGAGCAUACAAACUACGCCACUACCUAAGCUAUCGGAUGAGAAUUUAGUCACAUCACAGGAAAUGGUCGACACGCAACACAAAGAGUCCGGCGCUAAACGCAUGGUUUUUCGCGGACCCGAGUGGAAGAAACCAUGUCGCGAGAGCGUUGUGGCCGGCGCACCGAAACCAUUUAUCGGCGCUUGUCCAUUGAAUUUCGAAGAGUUUGCCAAAUUAUCACGUACACGUCAGAAAUUCUUCCUUACACAAGAUCCACGUAAGAAAUACUGUUUGGUAAAUCCACAGGCUUUGCGCACGAAAGCGUUUUCGGAAAAACGUGAAUUCAAUAUAUUGACAAAAACCGUUAAAUAUGCGGACAAUGUUUGCGGUGAGACGCAAUCGCAAUCGUCAGAGUCCUUCAUAUGCGAUCAAAUCGAUUUAGAGAAUCCCAUGCAGCUGGACUUUCAAGGACUUGAUUAUCGCAAAACCUAUCAGGCCGACGAGCAGGAUAUACAAAAUCAGAGUCUCUAUCGCAGCAUCAUGCGGUAUAUGGAGCGACGACGCGUCAAGCAGGAGACACAGGACAAAGUUGAGGAGGAGCUGCAGAAUGAGCGUCUAGCAGUGCCGCAAUGCUUUGAUGUGCCCGAUCGUACGCAGCACGAGGAUGUGCCAAGCAGUGAGCCGCCAGUACCGUUUUGCAAACUUUUUCGUUCAGCCGACAAACCAUAUAAUCAACAAAAAAUUGAAGAAGAGAAUCGUAAUCGACGUAAUCGUUAUAAGAAUCUUUAUUUAGAACGCAAAGAAUUGGCAGAAGAAGCAGACAGAGCAAGAGAGGCGCAACAUAAAAUUAAUGAGGAGCUCAAGCCCACAAUGUUAGCCAUGCAACAUUUUACUGAAGUUUUGAACAGCAUAAAUGCCGCGUGUGAUCCGCAAAUUAAGAUAGAAGCGCUGCAGCGUAAGCCGCCGAAGCCAGCGACAACAUAUCCGCAUACAAUGCGCGAGACCAAACAAUUCAAAAAGAAGUUAAAAGCGCAAAACCGCAUCAAACGCGAUAAUGCGCUUGUUAAAAAGGAGUAUUAUCUAGAGAAUUUCGGCAAGUUGAAGGACUAUCCGGAAGCGAAAAUCGAGCUGAGCAGCGAUACGCCAAGGCAUGUCAGUGAGAGUCCCGAGCUGAGCGAACAGUCCAGUGACGACGAAGACGAUAUCAAAGUGGGCAAACAUGGCAGCAACUACCAGCUGCGCGGCUUCCACUUCAAAUUGGGCAAAAGCCUGCGCGGCAAGCGACACCAGACAGAAAAAACCGGCGGUACGCGCAAGGAAAAAACAUGUAAAACACGCGAAGACUGGCUAGCGGAGUUAGUGCAAAAGAAGGAGGUGGUAAAAAUGGAUAUUGAAGAGGGCAUAACGAAACUGCGCGGCCCAGAUGAUCCGCUACUCAAGAUUUUUCAGCCACAAUUCGGCUACAAGCUACCUCAAAUAAAGAGCAGUGCCGUACGGGAGUUUAUCGAGAAGCGUCUGGGACGUCACUACGAUCGUGAUUUACGUAAAAAGUUUAAAAUGGUGCGACCACGACUGGAGUACCCAAUGAAGAAGUUCAAUCUGAUACAUUUUCUUUACACCGACCAUGUGCACGACUUGAGCAAUUUCAAAGCGCAACAUGCAAUACUGGAUAAAACCGAACUAAUGAAAUUGAAUACCACGCUGGAAUACAUGGCUGCCAAGGAGAAUAUUAAGAAGCAAAAGAUGGCCAAGAUUAAAGAGAAACGUCUCAAAUUGCUGGGUAUACCAUGUCAUGAGGUGAAAAAAUCGAGCUUGCAAACGAAAUGCGAACAAUCGGAUACGGGUACAGAUUCCGAAUGGGUACCAACACCGGAGCCGGAGUUGGUCGAUCAGGAAGAGGAGAAUAUACGUGCGCGCCUAGCUAAAAGCGUGGCGCUGCCAUUAGCUAUGCGUGGUAACAUGCCUGCGCCCAAACAUCGCGAAACCACAAUACGUCGCCAUCCGCGUAAGCCGCGUGACUAUUUCGGUGAGCGUGUGCCUUCGCAACUAUUCGAUAAAACUGUAGCCGAAGUGCACAAGCCGCAUUUAUUGAAGCUAAAAACAGACGAUGUGCAUUUCAGUAAUUUGCGCGAGGUGCCAAAUCGUGAGUAUUCGAAAAUCUUCGAAGCACGUCACCAUCACGAUCACUGGAAUCAUAUGCAACAAAAACUGGUAGAUGUCCACUAUCAGCCGAAAAUUAUCAAAGCCGAAGCGACCAAAGGUAAAAGCAAGGAGGAUCACGUGCUUAUGGAGAAUUUUCGUAUGGCACAACCGCCAUGUAAUCAAUACGUUGGUAUGGAUUUGACCAUAGCGAAAUGCGAUACCAAAGCAUUGCUUGCCGACUAUAUGCAAAACACUCGUAAACAAUUUACCACCGAUAAGACUUUGCGUAUCAAAGAUUUGUGUCAGUCAAAGGAUGUUUACUUUCAUAGUCGACCACGCAGCGAAAUAGAGGCGCUCAAUUUUCCGGGUAGAAAAGAGUACCUCGAUUUUUUACAUGAAGUACGUAAGGCACUUUAUGAAACCAAAGUCAGCGAAGAGCAGGGACAAAAGCUAGCGGUGGAUCGUGAAGAAAUCAUACAAGACAUUGAAGAGGAUCUCAAGAGUAUUGAAUCGUGUUUGACAUCGCUCAGCAGUUCGGUCUGCACGAAUCUAACUAAUGACAGCGGCAGCUUUUUACUCAUGGAGGGGAAAACGAAAAUUCCACUCGAUUAUAUACGCAAAUCAGUGGUGCCAUUUGAGCCGAUGAACCGUUGUCGCUUCAAGCUCGAGCCGCUCGAUAUCGAAGCAGAGGAAAAUAAUCCCUUUAAAGUACUGCCAUUUACCGGGCAGGGCAAGGCACAGAAUGAGCUUAAUGCCGCCAAAGAUAGUUUCUUCACAUUCAAUACACGUCUACAAAAUGGUUUGCGUUUGCGCCUCGAGGUGCCGGUGGAGGAUGUACGUCAGAAACUAAUUGGUCGCGGUCCGCACAAGUAUCGCAGUGUUGUGACGACAGAUAUCGACGAGAACUAUGUGGAUGAAUUGAAAAAUCGACCGCCCGUGAAGAUGUUCAGUUUCAAAACGGGCAGCUCAUUUAUUAAGGACGCCUUGCGUUUGAAAUUCGAGUCUAUGCUUAUACAAGGUCAAAUAGUACGCACCAAAAUCUAUGAUCGUCUCAACGAGCAUCAUUGGGAGAAUAUGAUGCGCUUGAAGUCGCUAUACGAAAAGCUAUUCGCCAAAUGGGAAAAACGCGAAUAUGAAUCGGCUAUGUCGGUGGUGCAUCAGGUGAAAACAUAUUACGGUCGUACAGACGCUCUAAAGCGCGAAUUUCGUGAAUUGGAACGCCAACAAAUUGUACUCAAUAUGGAUAUCGUUUUUAUUGAGGGUCAUUGGAUACGUCGUAUUAUGUUGCAGAACUUUCAUUAUCUAUUGGGCGAUUCUGAGUGGCGUUACGAAAAUGAUUGGAUCCAUCGUAUAGAAAAAGUUUCACAGCGUGGUUCCGAAUGUGAUGAAGAUGAAGAGUACGGUGAGGAAGAAGAAGAUGGUGAAGAAGGCGAAGGUUGUACCAAGACAACUAUUGAAUUGGAGAAUUUUGAAGAGUCUAUAAUGAAACGGAACACCGUAAACAUACGUAAGCGUGAUAAAGAUGACGCAUGGGCGAUUAAGAGUUACUACGAGGAUGUCUAUAUGCAGAAUUUACAUCCGAUAUUGAUUGUAUUCCCCAAUGCAGAUAGUUUUAUGCGCGGCAUAGAGAAUUUAAAAAUUAAAACCUUCGUCUUGCUACUCGAAAUGCAUUUCACGCUAUCCAUACACACCGAACUGCAGAGCCGUUUGGAAACGUUUGAAGUUUGGUGUUUGGAGGAUUUGCGUGAGAAACAAUCGUAUGUGUCGCGUAAAUGCGCCAAGCUAUAUUUUAUGUCCGAUCGUGCGACGGAUAUGAAGCUACGCACAUUGGAUUUUCUAUCGGAACCGGUUGAAAGUUCCUUCAAUGAUGAAGCGUUUAUCAAACAUCGCGCGGUCAUUAUAGAAGUGUGGCGUGAAAUAGUUCCUGAAAAUAUGCGCAGCGGUGGUGGGGACGAUCUCGAGCCAUUGGAAAUGGUUGCCAUGAUUUCGGAAGUUGCAAUGGAGCUAAUAUCUAAAUUCGAAUCGAUACCGGUUGAGGAAAGUCGUCGCAUUGAGGCACAAUUGCGUCGUCGUCGUGCUUAUGAUCGUAAAAUCUCUCGACAAGCUUAUUUGGUAGAGAAACGCAUCGAGAGUGAAAUGAAAAAAGUGCGUCGCAAUUUAGAGCCACCCUAUGUGAAGCCGAAGCGUAAAGGCAAAUUACCACGUAUUAUUAUCAAAAAGAAAGAAAAGAAAAUCUCAUUCAAGGAGCAACGCGUCACCGAGCAUACGAAAUUUUUCUUCCGUGCCUUUCACGAUGAGGGUGAUGUUAUGCAAUUGCAUGAUGCGCGCGAUAGUAUUGGUGUAAUGGACACCAUACAAGAGCAAAUUGUGCCAUUUUAUUUUGAUCAUUUCCUUAAACUGAAUGGCUACACACCAAAUUACAAUUUCAAAACCAAUGUGGAAUUACGUGACGGACCUGAAGCUUCACGUGUGGCAUUGCGUUCGCUGGUGCCUGAAAUAUUGGAGAAACUUGAUAAAUGGGAGCUUGUACGUAAGCGCAUUAUGGACGACAACAUACAACGCAAUCCAAGAAUGUAUGAAAAUGUGCAAUUCUGAAUAGUUGGCAUUCUGUUAUAAAAUAUACACACUAAACCACUUAUAUUUUUGUACUUGUUAUGUAUGUAUGCUUUUCAAUAGA
This is a messenger RNA of Bactrocera tryoni, 5248 nucleotides long. RefSeq lists its product as uncharacterized. The transcript has 3 exons. The record is from RefSeq and is a predicted model, not a curated record. NCBI's taxonomy places the organism in Eukaryota, Metazoa, Arthropoda, Insecta, Diptera, Tephritidae. The coding region runs from base 1 to 5166 and encodes 1721 amino acids.